UCCUCGGCAGCAGCAACAGCAGCAGCAACAGCGACGGCUCUGGCUCUGGCUCCCGAUCCGAACCGUAGCUGCGCUCCCGGGAGGUUGGGCACCCGUCGGCGGCGUGGCCUGGGCAGCGAGUCCUGGAUGCCCCGCGCUGGGCGACCGGCCAGGGGCUCCCAUUGCCGGGGCGCCGCGGCCGAGGGGCAGGGGGCUGUCCGCCGCCCACCGCCGCCAGCACAAUGAGACGGCGGAGGACCCCUGGCGACGUGCUGUGCACCCUCUUCUUCCUCCUCUGCUACGCGAGGCCCCAGGUCUCCGAGGCGGCAGGGACCUUCGAGCUGCAGAUCCGCUUUGCCCGCAACGAGAAAGGGGUGCUGGCUGACGGGCGGUGCUGCCGCAGUGGCCUGGAUCCGCCGUGCCCUGUGGCGCAGCAAUGCCACACCUUCUUCCGGGUCUGCCUCAAGGAAUACCAGCUGCGGGCUCUCCCCGGGGGGCCCUGCGUGCUGGGUGCCGCCACCACACCCGUCCUAGGGGGCAAUGUCUUCUCUACUGGUCACCAGAAGAGGAGCGACCACACCGGCAGGGUGGUGAUCCCGUUUGACUUUGCCUGGCCGCGCUCGUACUCUCUGGUUCUGGAGGCCUGGGAUGCCGCCAAUGCCUCUGAUGUCACCAGCCAAGGUGGAGGGCAGCUGAUGGAGCGGGUGACCCGUUCGGGAAUGCUGAACCCUGGCGAAGGCUGGCAGGACCUGGGGCAUCACGGGCGCAGCACCUCGCUGGAGUACCGGGUGCGAGUGCGCUGCCAGGAACAUUACUACGGCCCGGCCUGCAACUUCCUGUGCCGUCCCCGCGACGAUUUCUUUGGGCACCACAGCUGUGACGCUGCGGGCAACAAGGUCUGUCUGGACGGCUGGACGGGAGACGAAUGUACACGGGCCAUUUGCCGGCCAGGAUGCCACGAAACACAUGGGACCUGUGAGGAGCCUGGCGAAUGCAGGUGCCACUAUGGGUGGACCGGCCACCUCUGCGACGAGUGCAUUCUUUUCCCAGGCUGUGUCCACGGCAGCUGCACCGAGCCUUGGAAGUGCGACUGUGAGACCAACUGGGGGGGCAUCCUCUGCGACAAAGAUCUGAACUACUGCGGGUCGCACCGCCCGUGCAAAAACGGUGGCACCUGUGCAAACAACGAGCCGAACGAGUACGAGUGCCUUUGUCCCGAUGGAUUCCACGGCCGGAACUGCGAGGAAGCUCUCCUUCCGUUACCUGUUGCCGAAUUAACUUGCACUCCUGAGCUCUGUGCCAAUGGCGGAACGUGCCUCAACACCUCAUCUGGUUUCCGGUGCAUGUGCCCCCCAGGAUGGAGUGGGGAGUUGUGUCAGCACGAGGUGACCGACUGCCUCUCACAGCCCUGCAGCCACGGCGGGACUUGCAAGGACCUCCCUGACGGCUUCAAGUGCCUCUGCCCUCCUCAGUGGACAGGGAAGACCUGCCAGAUUGAUGUGAAUGAAUGCCAGAAGAACCCUUGUCUCCAUGCGCGUGGGUGCAAAAACCUCAUCGGGGGCUAUUUCUGUGACUGUCUGGAUGGCUGGACUGGAACAAACUGCAAUAUCAGUAAGGACGGGGGACCCCAGUGGGGUGCGGCAUGCAUUCAGGAGUCGGAGCAAAGAGAAAACUCUUGCCAGAGACAAUGUCGCAAUGGAGGGACCUGCCAGGUGAAAGACGGAAGGCACCUCUGCACCUGCCGGGAGGGCUACACAGGCGCAGAGUGUGAGACAGAGCUGAGCGCCUGUCGUGGCGCCCCCUGCCUGCACGGAGGGCAAUGCCAGGAGAUGGAAAACAAGACCUUCUUUUGCAGCUGCCCUCCUGGGCUUAGUGGCAGUCACUGCGAGGUCUUUGUGGAUCCCUGCUCCUCGAACCCAUGUCCUGACAAUGCUUCCUGUGUGGGCAGCAAGGGCAGCUACAUCUGCUCUUGCCCUGAAGGUGCUGCUUGCCGGCAACUGCGAGAGGCCUGCCUCGACGGCGUGUGCCAAGGUGCUGCCAACAAAACCAUCCUCUAUGUGCUGCUGCCGCUGGCUGCGCUGCUCGUCCUGGCGGUCCCCACCUUGGUCCUCCUGGCACUGUGGAUCCACCGCAAAUCCCAGGGGACUCCUCCAGCGGCACCGGAGCCCGCCACCAACAACAGCCUGCAGCCCGACGCCGUGCACCUGAUCCGCAACUUCACUCACGGCGACGCCGAGCAGGGGCCCGGGGAAGACGAUGCCGCUGCCAAGGCGGGGCGACCCCCUGGAACGCGCCCUCCCUGCGGGCUCCCAAAGACAGACAUCUCCAACGAGGAGAGGGCCAAACUGAACCGGCUGAACGCCGCCCCGGCCUUGCCGAGGCCUCUGCUCUGACCCAGCGGGAGAGGGGACGGUGUUUCAGCUGUGCGCAAAAAAAAGGGCGGAUAGGGGAGUUGGACGCGCAGAGGAGGACUCCGUCAGCCCUGCGAUCAGGGGCUAAAGAGCCCAGUGGCAUGCCCCCCCCCGGAAAAAGUGGGGGGUGCGACCCCCAAAGCACCUUCCUGACCAAUCAAGCCUUUUGUAGUAGAAGUCCGUCCAUACUUGCCCAGCACUGCUGUAUUUCUGGGUUCCUGUCUGCUCUCACUUUAGGGCAGCGAGGAGCAGCUUCUGUGAAACAUGUGUGCUGGCUGGCGGAAGCCCAACAGGUUGGGUCACCGGAUGACGACCCCACCCCUUAAAGGGGGAUCAGUUGGGGAAAUUAGUUCUCGAUGCGAGAAACUUUAGUCUGGCAAAGGCAAUAUGGAAGCCGGGAGGAUUUUGGCUCCGCUACUUCCCUUUGCCGGACUUUUCCUAGAGAGUCCAGGUUGGCCGGAGGACGAUGAAAAGUCACCAUGCCUUGCUUCUGCUUCCAAAGGGGUUAAAGGUGUGUGGGGGGGGGUGUAAUUUGAAUGGAGAGAAGGGAUUGGAGGAGCUGGGCCACGCCCAUCUGGACCUAGCCAGUGAUUGGCUACAUGGUCCGGCGAGCAACAUUAUGGAGUGCAGGGGGGUUGGGCGGAAGAUUGCCUUGAGGUCAAGUGUUGCUGACAACUGCCGGCCAUAACAUACCUGGGAGGAAGGGCUGGUUUGCCACUUGAGGGAAAACAGGAAAAGCCCAAGAAGCAGCAAGCGUCACACUCCUUGGAGGGCUGGAUCUGCCACCCAUCACAGCCUGCCACCUGAGGCAACUGCCUCAUCGAGCGUCAUGAUGGGCCGGCCCUGCUGGGAGGGGUGCCGCAUGUGCUAAGGAGAAGCCCUUUGAAGGCCGUACACCCCCCCCAGUUGUAUCGACCACCUCUUGUCACGGGACAUCAAAGCUAAGACCUCCAUUCCUGGAUCAGGCCAGAGGUCAUCUUUUCUGCCUUUUCAGCCUGUCGGGUGACUCGGGAUGCUCUUGUGGGGGUGGGCACACUGUCCGCCCCCUAAGUCUAGUGCCUCUGUGCUCCUGGAUGUUUUAAGCCAGGGAUGGGGGAACCUGUGGUCCUCUGGGUGUUACUGGACUACAGCCCCUAUCCGCUGGCCCUCACAGCCAGUGUGGCCGUUGGCCAGGGGUGAUGGGAGUUGUAGUCUAGUGAACGUCUGGAAGGCCCAGUUUUAGUCCAUCAUGCUUAAGAGCCAUUUGAUGCAAGACUUUUCGUCCUCGAGAAUUUUCCUAGCCUCCGGAAGCAGCAGCUGGUGAGUUCUGGCUAUAGAUAUCUAGCGCCUUGACACCUGCCCCUGCUCUCCGGCCAGCUUCACAGCCAUGAAGGGGGGGGGGUUCCGGUGGUCUAAACUGAGACUAAAAACGUAAUCUCCAAAUGAGCUGGGGUGUUGGUCCUAAUGCAUGAUGGGUUGUAGAAGCCGCUCCACAUUAGGAGAUGCCCGCUGUGGUUUCUGUUGCACAAGACAAUGUAAGGGGUGCAUCAGUUUGCACAGUGAGCAGUUGCGGAGGGGAAAGCUAGGGCCAGCCCUACCAUUAGUCUGAGCGAGCAGCUGCCUCAGGCGGCAGUUAGCGGGAAGGUGGAAGCAGUUUCUCCACACAAACACACCCCAAUACUCAAGUCCCCUAAGCUAGCUGACUCGCCGCCUCCUAAGCUAGCUUGAUGACCUUCAGAUGUAGCGGAAGAUGCCAACCUAGUGUUGAAAUCAGAGUCACCCGUCCGUCUGGUUGGAUUCUGUACGCAGAACAGGGCGAUGCCAUCUUGCCCUUUGCCUCAGGCAGCGUAGUGUCAUGGGCAGGUCUUGUAUGGCAAAUGGCCUGUUUGAGUCUGGUGCCUGCAGCCAAGCUGGACCCCUUCGUGUCCCCUUAUCUGCCUCUGAGGCGGCCCAGUUGCCAGCCACUCCUUUGUGAAACCAUCCCGGUUGCCGUAGUCCUGCGCAUUGCAUACCCCAAGUUGCGCUUGGUGCUUCCAAGGAGAUGUUCAAUUGUUGGUUACAGCAGGCUUCACCAACCUGGUGCCCUCCGGAUGUUUUGGACUACGACUCCCAUCAGCCGUUGCAUGCUCUUUCAAACGAGAUGAGGAAAGCCUCCGGAUUAACUUUCUCUUUGAAUUCAGGGAAACGCUUGAGAUCAUCUUACUGAAGAAUAAACGAGUUUUAAAUAUAUUCAGAACGGUUUCUCAAAUGCGCGCCCUUAACUAGAUGUGGCACGGAAAUGCGGAGACUGGAAGUGGCAGCUGGGGAAAACCAAAAUAAUACGUUAUACAUGCUCAACGUAUCCUUGUCAAACCAUUACCUAUUGCACAUUUAACUUCCAACAUAAAUAGGGAACUGAAGUAUCUGGUGAAAGAGCGACACCCCAAAACUAUACAGGAGGCAGCAACGUUAGCUGACCAAAUGAAUGAAAUUAGAGACAGGGGCUGAUGGGAGUCGUAGUCCAAAACAUCCGGAGGGCACUAGGUUGACGAAGAUCACAAAUGUUCAUUGCCACAGAUCCUCCUGCCUCCAUAUACUCUGCUUACCGCAUUGCCAACAGGGGACCCCACAGUCCCCUUCCUUAGAAUCUCAUAAAGUUGGAAGGGACCCCAAGAGUCAUCUAGUCCAAUCUUUUGCCCAACGUGGGGCUCAAACCCACAAAAAACCGAUUUAAGAGUCUCACGCUGUAUCGACUGAGUUAUCCAGAGUUUGUUGGGCAUAUCCGGACCAAGGUCCGCCAGUUGCCGACCCAAAUUGAGGCCCGUCUCUCCCUCCUUCCCUACUGGGCAGAGUAUUCAUUGUUGCCAUUGUCAGUCAUAAGAAUAAUACAUUACUCUGAACCAAAUAGAACUUGUACAGAUUUGAAAAAAGGGGAGGAACAGUGGGUGGGAGGGUAACAGUAUCCCCAACCCCAACUGGGAGUGGGUGAAUGUAUUUAAAUUGUAAUAUACUGUAAAGAUGACUUUAUAACUUUUUGUUGUUGAUCUUCUGGAUACUUUUAAGAUGAUAAUUGAUGGUUAUUUUGUACUGGGGCACAGUUGAAGAAACCCGAGUAAAUACUUUAUUUGCCUCAUU
This is a messenger RNA of Zootoca vivipara (common lizard), 5483 nucleotides long. Its product is annotated as protein jagged-1. Gene Ontology annotation, biological process: Notch signaling pathway; heterophilic cell-cell adhesion; establishment or maintenance of epithelial cell apical/basal polarity. The record is from RefSeq and is a predicted model, not a curated record. Gene Ontology annotation, molecular function: calcium ion binding. NCBI's taxonomy places the organism in Eukaryota, Metazoa, Chordata, Lepidosauria, Squamata, Lacertidae. Gene Ontology annotation, cellular component: protein-containing complex; plasma membrane.